AAGAGUUCUUCGGGCUAGCUCAAUUCUUUCUUGCCUUCAUGAUCAACUCUGGUCUCAAACCAGAGGCCGAUUCCUUUAACAGUGCGAUACGAGUCGCGCUUCUUCACUCAGACCAACAGGCUGCUUUCGUGCACACCAAGUACAUCUUGGAAGAUAUGAUCAGCUCGCAAGUGAUAGCGGACGAGAACACGUUCAAGACCAUCCUCAAGGUCGUCAGCAACAUGGCGCAGCUCUCAGGACAGAGCAUGCGCGUCCUCUUCGAGCUCUGCUUCAAAGCUGGAUCGAGACCACACCACCGUCUCCUCGAGGAUGUCAUCCACACGUGGCUGGAGGACGCGAAGCAAAAGGAGGGCGUUGGCCUCUUCGUCCUCGGCAUCAAGUUCGAGAUCUUCACAUAUCAGAAGGCUCUCAAGCUUGAGGAGAACAUCCGCAACACUCUCUUAGAGAAUUACACCGAGAACUCCAAGCUUCUCCUUCAAGACCUCCAGGGCAUCCGUCAGUUCCUCCUCUCCAAGAACCCUCCCUUCUCCAUCGAUUCCCGGCAAUGACCUCGAAAGAAUUUUCAUUAGCGCAGGCUGCUAGCUUAGUAAAGCCCGGAGUCGCCCGG
Guillardia theta CCMP2712 is the source of this 607-nucleotide messenger RNA. RefSeq lists its product as hypothetical. The annotation marks the transcript as partial. The transcript is spliced from 8 exons. Gene Ontology annotation, molecular function: protein binding. Lineage: Eukaryota; Cryptophyceae; Pyrenomonadales; Geminigeraceae. The record is from RefSeq and is a predicted model, not a curated record.